Messenger RNA from Cokeromyces recurvatus, 1470 nucleotides. RefSeq lists its product as uncharacterized. Gene Ontology annotation, molecular function: protein binding. NCBI's taxonomy places the organism in Eukaryota, Fungi, Mucoromycota, Mucoromycetes, Mucorales, Mucoraceae. The transcript is spliced from 2 exons. Bases 1 to 1470 code for a protein of 489 amino acids. The record is from RefSeq and is a predicted model, not a curated record.
AUGUUUAAUUUUUAUCUUAACGAAAAUCGAAAAUUAAAUAUAGAAAAUGAUAAAUUUGUAGCGGCGGAAUAUAUUAAAUCUGGUACAGUUAUAGUUGUUCAAGCACCUUUAGCAUCAGUUCCGUUACCUUCAAAACGUCAUCAAAGAUGUAAUUAUUGUCUUCGAAAAGCACAGCUUCAGUGCUGUUCUCGAUGUCGAUCUGCCUAUUUUUGUAGUAAUGAAUGCUUUCGUAACGCCUGGCUUCAUUUUCAUCGAGUUCUUUGCGAGCCUCAAGAGACAGAUAUUUAUAAAGACAUCGAUGCGGAUCGGUGGUUAUUGGAAAGGACAGCUUUGGUGUUACACAGUCAUGAUCGUCUGAAUAAGCAGAAUUCGUAUGUGGCCGAAUUUUUAAAACUUUUUGACUAUCAGAUCUCUCAGGAGGAUUUGGAUCUAUUAUGGCAUCGAAUCAAAUUAAGUUCAUUUCCUAUUUUAGAUACAGAACACCACUUGGAUCAAGUGGCGAUAGGAGUAUACCCCGCGACAUCUCUUCUUACUAACCACUCAUGUUGUCCAAAUGCAGCUCUACUCUAUAAACAAAGUACACAAUAUAUUGUUACUAUAGAGGACAUCUUACCGGGUGAGCCUAUUACGAUUGCUUAUGUUGAUCUCAUCAAUACGAGAGCCAGAAGAAUGCAAAAGUUAAAGGAACGAUUUGGCCCCCAUUUUGAAUGUCAGUGUAUGCGUUGUCAGGGCGAAUUAUCUUGUCUGGAUGCAGCCUUAGAGAAAGGUGAAGAAUGUGGGUUAACCGAGGUGGAAGCAGUGGAACUCAUGAGUCGAUCUAUCAAGACAUGGUCUGUGCUGGAUAUGAUCAAGCAUGCUCAAAUGAGGGAAAAGGACAGUUGGUCAUCUAUUCAAGUACUAGAACCACCCCAAUUUGCUCAUUUUGUAAGUCGAAUCGCAGCUCCUGAUAUCUUUUACGCCUUUGUAGAGGAUAAAAAGUUGUUACCGAGGGAGAGUACCUAUAGAGUGUUCUCAAAGGAAGAUAGAGCUUAUUUAAGACAAUGUAUCAAGAUCGUCAUCAAUACCUUAUUAACUGUCCCUCAUACACCUGCAUUCUCUUUAGCUACCAUUCAUGCUGCAGAGUCUCUUUUAAUUGACCGAAUUAAAAGGGGGAGCUGGGUCGAGGCAUCUCGUUGUGCCUCCUAUCUUAUCGUUGUCUAUCGUUUAAUCUAUCCUCCUCUACACCCAAAGGUCUCCUAUCAUACUCUCAUUUUAGCAAGAUCAAGCUGGAAUGCCUUGGUGGAAAUGGAAUUAAUCGGUGUAAAUAAAAAAUUGGAAAAUAUUUAUGAUGUCGGUACCGGGAAUUGGAUUGAAAUAGCAAAGAAUGCAAUCGAUACUACCUUUGGAAGAGAUACAACCUUAUGGAGAGAUAUUAUUGAAUUACAAUGGGUCCAUGAUCGUGAACGAAAAGUGAAAAAAUCCACCUCUUGA